Molecule: messenger RNA, 1653 nt
Organism: Fusarium redolens
Lineage: Eukaryota; Fungi; Ascomycota; Sordariomycetes; Hypocreales; Nectriaceae
Exons: 11
Coding region: 1-1611 (536 amino acids)
Source: RefSeq, a predicted model, not a curated record
AUGGCAUUCCGGUUCGCACAGCUCCAUAACUCGUCCAGCAGGAGGACCUACACUAUUGAGGACGCUUCAGUCGGCUUAGGCGCUGCAGGCCUCGACACCCAAGAUAGAGUCAUCAUUGCGCUCGACUUUGGAACGACAUACUCAGGUGUUGCAUACUGCUUUUGCAACGCUACCAGCAAGCCCGAUGUUCGGCCAGUCGUUGACUGGGUAGGACUUGAGGGCCGCACUCAGCCCAAAGUUCCCACUGCUAUUUUGUAUGACCCACAAGACAGUACAAAGUUCAAGUGGGGAGGGCAACUCACCUGGCGUGAUGAUCAUGUCCAAGGCGUCAAAUUGCUUCUAGACCCGAAGCAACCCAAACCAUCUUACCUUCCAUCGAGCAGUGCGAAGCGUGAGAAGAGGAGGCUUCCAAAAAAUGUCGUUGAUGUUGCAGCAGAUUUCAUGAAAGCUAUGUAUAGCCAUGCUUUGGAGAAGAUUGGUGUCCCGGCAGUUUGGUCUGACAAAGCCAAGGAAAGGACCAUUCAGGCAGCCAAAAAAGCAGGUGUUUAUCCCGUCACUCUUGUCAAAGAGCCUGAAGCUGCAGCUCUCUACACAUUCAUGACUCUAGAGCGAGCACUAAGCUCGGGUGACUGCUUCGUCGUCUGCGACGCGGGAGGUGGAACUGUUGACUUGAUCUCAUACGAAGUCGUCUCAACUGAGCCAACUCUUGAUCUUGCAGAACUAGUCCCUGGCAAAGCUGUUCGAGACCUAAUUGGAGACGAGGAAUGGUUUCGUCUGAAAAGUCUCGAUGCAUGGGCGCUUGCCGAACGCCAAUUUGACCAGGAGAUCAAGACAUCAUUCACGGGAGAUUUGGACGAUGAUUUCAUUGUCAAUUUCCCUGGUGCUCGGCUCGAAGAUAAUGUUGAUGAGGGCCUGGAGAGAGAUUCUUGGUUCAUGUCUGGUAUUAAGGAGGAAAAGCCAGACAACUCUAUCAAUGGGAUCUUUCUCGUCGGUGGAUUUGGUUCCAGUCAAUACCUCAAGAGCCGAAUUGAGAAUGAGAACCCAGAUAUACAAGUCAUUCAACCUGAUGAUGCAUGGGCGGCUAUUGUGAAAGGAGCAGCACUCAGCCGGCUUUCGUAUACGAACGUCAUAUCAACCAAGGCUACCCGUCACUACGGAGUGAGUGCUUGGUCCCUCUACGAGCCCGCAAUCGAUAAAGGUCGACCAACAUCUACCAGCCCCGUGACCGGCCGGCUCAGGACAGAGAGAAUGACAUGGUAUAUCGUCAUAGGCGAAACUCUGAGACGUGACCGUAAUGAACGAUAUGCAUUUCAUAGGCAUAUUCCAAAAUCUUACUCUGAGAAGGACCUUCGCUUUCGAGAUGAACUGUGGAUGUCGGAAACUCAGCUACAGCCUCAGCAUCCUACCGGAGAUGUCAAGUUGAACUGCAUUCUAAAGAGCGAUUUGAGUGAGGUGGAUAAGUCGCGGUUCAAGGAGGUUAUUGGUAUUGAUGGGCGGGAAUGGCUGAAGGUUACCUAUGAUCUUGUUAUCUCUACAAGGGAGGCUGCGAUGAAGUUCUGGUUGGAGUUUGAUGGCAAGGAAGCAGGGUCGAUCCUCGCGACGUAUGCAUAGUUGGUACACAUUAGCUGUUUGACAAUCUGAUUUCAAGAAUUC